AUGGCAACAAACCAGUGGGCAAAAUUUAAAAGUAAAGUGAAAAACAAGAGUAAAAAGAAUGAGGAUAAAUCAAAUAUCAAGGAAAACAUUAUUGUUCAGCGAUUGUCAGCUGAAGUGUCGGGUAAGGCGCAGAAAUAUACCCGUGUUGGAGCAAGGGAAUUUGUGCCUUUUAUCUAUGAUGAGAUAACAAUUCAAAACAUAAAGAAUGCUUGUAGUUCGCACUACGAGUAUGAAAGUGAUCUCAUUUGCGAUGUUCUUGCAGGAGAGCGAGGACCAUCAUGCUUGUCAGUAAAUCAAUUGCCUGACCUGAAGGUCAUUUAUGUCAGAUUUGUUGAAGGACAAGAUGAUUGUAAGGAACAGUUGAAGUCACCACCCAAGAAGAAAAUAAAAACAAAUAAUAAGAAUAGUUGCACAAGCACUGUUAAAGUUACAUCCCUAACAGACCUCACAGUCACAGCAAAAAAAACCCAGUUCAUCCCAAAAAGUUUAUCUGUGAUUGAGAUGCUAAAAUUAGGAACAUUAAUUGAUAAUACUGUUCAAUUAUUGGAUAUAUAUGAAUUCGACAUCGAUAAUAUGUGUUGGAUGCAACUGAAAAGUUUUGAAUUUAAAAUUAGCAAAAUCAGCUCCGGAGGAUUUCGGGAUGCUUUUAAGGCACAGAGUAUCAGCAAAGAAUUUGCAGGGAAAUCCUGGGUAAUUAAGAAAUAUCAACAAGAUGCCGUAACUACAAUUGCAUCUAUGAAUCAAACCCUUGAAAAACACACGAAGAAGGUUGUUCAGAUGCACCAACUGGCCAAAAAUCUGACUAAUUGCAUGAAGAGAUAA
This is a messenger RNA of Lottia gigantea (owl limpet), 822 nucleotides long. RefSeq lists its product as hypothetical. The coding region runs from base 1 to 822 and encodes 273 amino acids. NCBI's taxonomy places the organism in Eukaryota, Metazoa, Mollusca, Gastropoda, Lottiidae. The transcript has a single exon. The record is from RefSeq and is a predicted model, not a curated record.